Dentiscutata heterogama is the source of this 677-nucleotide messenger RNA. The record is from the annotation of a GenBank genome assembly. NCBI's taxonomy places the organism in Eukaryota, Fungi, Glomeromycota, Glomeromycetes, Diversisporales, Gigasporaceae.
AAAUUUGUUGGAUCAUCCAAAUGUUAUUUAUAUCGCCAAGUCAAAUCCAAACGCAAUUCACCAUUGGAGUAGUGGAUCAGAAGUUGGGAUAAUACAUAAAGCUAACGUUGAAGGAAAGAUUCCUUGCAAGGAAGACUUUUUUGACGAGAAUCCUGAUAUUCAAAUAAUUGCGUUACCGCUCCGACCCGGUUUUGUGGAAGGAUUUGUAGAUGAUGGAAUUGUUUUAUUACCUAUUCUUAACAUCCCAUCAAGCGUUGGUUAUAUAGAACUUAAUAGCAAUAAUCCAUUCGAUCAACCAAAAAUACAUUUAAAUUAUUUUGAAAAAUCCGAAGACUUAUACAGAAUGAUUAGUUCACUUAAGUUGUGUCGUGAAUUACUUAAGCAACCACCAUUGAGUACUGUUUAUAAUGUUAAUGAAAUUGAGAUUAAUGAACGGAGUACCAACGGGGAUGAUAUUAGCGAUGAAGAUUGGGAAAAGUUUGUUUUGGAGAUGUCAACUACAACAUUCCAUCCAAGUGGAACAGUAAAAUCGGCACCAGAAUCUAAAGAUGGAGUAGUAAAUCAUCGACUUCAAGUUUAUGGUACGAAAAAUCUUCGAGUCGUUGACGCUUCGGUAUUUCCAUAUAUUCCAAGUGGAAAUACAAAUGCACCUACAGCUAUGGUUGCCUGGAAAGCUA